AUGAAUUUUAUCAGUCUUGGCGUUCUGCUUAUCAUCGUAAAGCAUAUGAACUCUGUACUAAAAAGACAACUUUAUACGUAUUCAAAACACAUCGAAGGAAGGAAAUCUGAAAUUUACAGUCUAUUUAUGCAUCUCAAACGAGGAGAUCACACGUUGAGGUGUCUAUCACCUCGAUGUUUGUGGUUUUUACGCAGUAAAUCCUUUCCACACGAUAUACAAAGGACGGAGUUAUUACCGAUAGAAUCCUGCACUUCUGAACUUUAUAGUCUAACAAACCGCAACAGCAGUUACAAUCGUAGGACUCCGGCUGAAAUCAAAACUUUUUCUGCUCAGGUAAAGACCGCCACGGUAUAUGCCGGCCACCUCUUCGUGGUGCCGCAGACUAAUAUCCAAUUGGAGAAACCAAGUUCCUGCACAACUUCCCGCUAUUGGCGGAGGCAUAUAGGUUUGGCUACUGGUACUGGUAGGGCAUUCGACAUGGCCUCAUUCGCUAGGACAGCCUCUGAGGAAACACACCGACGGAACACUGUUAACGCCUAUCCGACUUGGAUAACUUUUCCGGAAAAAGGCUUUUAUUUUUAUAUUUUUUAG
This is a messenger RNA of Phytomonas sp. EM1, 591 nucleotides long. The record is from the annotation of a GenBank genome assembly. Lineage: Eukaryota; Euglenozoa; Kinetoplastea; Trypanosomatida; Trypanosomatidae.